Molecule: messenger RNA, 1080 nt
Organism: Gracilinanus agilis (Agile Gracile Mouse Opossum)
Lineage: Eukaryota; Metazoa; Chordata; Mammalia; Didelphimorphia; Didelphidae
Product: probable E3 ubiquitin-protein ligase TRIML1
Exons: 2
Coding region: 1-1080 (359 amino acids)
Molecular function (GO): zinc ion binding
Source: RefSeq, a predicted model, not a curated record
AUGGAUAUCAGCAAGGUGGCUGAGAAGCUCAGGUCAGAACUGACCUGUUCUAUUUGCUUGGAUCUCUUUGACUACGCAGUGACCCUUGACUGUGGACACAGCUUCUGCGAAGUGUGUGUCCUUCGGAGCUGGCUGCAGGCCCAUGUGCAUUGGACCUGCCCCCUGUGCAAGUCAAGCAGUCAGCCCAGAGUCUUAAAGCCCAACUGGCUCCUGAAGGACCUAGUCAGCUUCACUAGCAGGAGACUUCCUGGGCUGGGCGAGGAGGAUGGUCAGGCUAUCUGUGGUCAACACCAAGCCAUUCAGAAGCUGUUCUGUGAAGAUGAUCACACCCCACUCUGUGUCUCCUGCUUAACCUCCGCGCAACACGAAGCUCAUGGUGUGUAUCCCCUAAAAGAGUCUGCUGAGACCUGCAAGGGACAGCUGCAGGAAGCCAUUGGCUGUCUGUGGGCCAAGGUGAGACAGGCCCAAGUGUUGCUGGAGCAGGAGAAAAGGAGAUGGAGGAAGUGUGCAAUGGAGGCCCACACGCUGAGGUGGGUCAUCCUGCCAGAAUACAUUAAGACCCACCCUACCUGGAAAGAGGAGGAACAACAGGUUCUCCUGGAGGAGGAAAAGAGAAUCAAUGUGAGGAGAUUAGAGACCACCCAGGCCAGAAUCCACUGCUAUGUCCAAAGCCUCAAGAAGAUGACUGGGGAACUCAAGAAGACUUUGGAGAAACCAGUCAUGGAGAUGCUCCUGGAAUGGAGGAGCAGUAUGGAAAGGAGUCAGGAGCUGCUGCUGCGCUGUCCAGAGCCUGCUGCCCUAGGCUGGACUGUGUGCGGAACCACUGGAAUGAGGGAACUACUACUGGCCUUCCAAAGUCACAUCAGUAUGGAUCCAGAAACAGCCCAUUCCAAUCUCAUCUUCUCUGGAGAUCUGAAGAGCGUGAGCAUUGCCAGGCAGGGCAUACUGGCCAACCUUCAAGGAGAGGUUCUUUCCAUGCUGGGUGCUCAGAGCUUCACCUCAGGGAGUCAUUAUUGGGAGGUGGAGGAAGAGAACCAGACCGGCACUCUCACCAUCUGUCCACUGAUCCCUCAGUACUGA